GAGAAGUAUCGCUGCGUAGUCAUGUAUUUCAAUCAAUCCUUGGUCCGGGUUGUUCUUUUUUUAACAUUGUUUUCUGGUUCAGGUGUGCUGAGUCAAAACCUGGAUGCUGACAGUGAGUUCAUUUAUCAGGACGGAGUUGAUACUAGUGCUGAGGAGGAGGAACAGCAUGACUACGACUCCGAGUACAAAGAGAUUGAAUAUGAUUACAAGCUUGAGAAGGAUUUAGAGGAUUUGGACAGUCUAGCAGUGGAUAGUUCAGUUGUUUUACAUCUCUCCGGUACAACAACAACAACAACAACAACAACAACAACAACGAAGACGACAAUAACAACAACAACAACAACAACAACAACAACGACGACGACAACAACAACAACAACAAAACCUCAAAAGCCAGUCUUUGUCACACUAAUUAUAGGAGGGUUCGGAGUAGGGGGAGUAAUCUCUCAGGUUGAAACUCUAGACCAAGGAGGAAACAAACUUCUCCAGCUACCAGAGGAAGGAGUCCGCGGGGACGAACAGUAUACAACAAUUUACACCGGUAGCUCUCUUCUCUCAUGCAGCUCAGGUUCCAGCUUUUUAACACCCUAUGGUUGGCUUUAUAAACCAGGAAGAUGUUAUAAUUUUAACUUUCUGUUGAAGAAUUGGAAAUCUACUGGGGGACAGCAGAGUGACUAUAGGCGAGGAUGCAGUAUGACUAGAGUUGGUAGAUAUAUCCUUAGUCUAGGGGGAGCCAGGAGUAGGUUGGGUAGAAAGAUGUCACUCAGUCGGAAUAGGGUACAUCAUCUUAUUCAUUUACAUAUGGUUGGUGUAAGUGAGCACUGUACGGUAGUGGUUAAUGGGCCUACUGGUCCUGAGCUUGUGGUUACAGGAGGAAGAGGGAGGGAGAACAAUGUCUUCAAAUUCUCAUUCUCAUCAGGAAAAUGGUAUUCUUUAAACAGAAUGAAUGUUGGAAGACGACAGCACGCUUGUUUAAAGGGUAAAAUCAACGGAAGAAGCGGAAUAGUCGUUGUCGGAGGAAUGAACGGAGAAAGUAUGAAUCUGACAAGUGCUGAAUGGUUUGAUCUAAGAUCUGGAGAGUGGAAAACCUUACCAAGCCUAAUCCAGGGUAGAAGAAAUCCUGGAAUAACAAUUGAGAAUGGGAGAUUUACAGUCCUCGGAGGAGUACAGGAGAACUCAAUUUAUCUCAGAAGUAAAGAAGUGUUUGUAACGGACAGAUGGAUUAAGACGGAUGCUGUUCUAAAAGAGGGGAGAGAGAGUUUUAGUUUACUCAGAGUACCAGCUCAACUACUCAGGGAACGGCAACCGAGAAAUAGAAUUGUAAAAUCUAAAAAUAGAAAAAAUAAAAAUAUGAUUUGAUAUUUUAACUUU
Molecule: messenger RNA, 1371 nt
Organism: Eurytemora carolleeae
Lineage: Eukaryota; Metazoa; Arthropoda; Copepoda; Calanoida; Temoridae
Exons: 20
Coding region: 22-1359 (445 amino acids)
Molecular function (GO): protein binding
Source: RefSeq, a predicted model, not a curated record